GAAAGAACCAUCAACCACAUCCAAAUAAUAUAGAACUACCAAAUAAUCACCGCACUACGCACUCUCAGCCUUUGGCAAAAGCAUUCAACAAUAACAAUCUUGAAGACACGCUGUAGAAGUUCUUGGAGGUUUAGAGGAGGUUGAAACAUGGUUGCAAAAGGAAUCUACUUCCCAAAUAUAGACCCCAAGAACCCAUUGGGAGAGGAGGAUCAAUUAAUUUAUGAUAUAUCACGGAUCCUGAAGAAGAAGAUCAUUGCUGUUAGGGAUAGAAGAAAAAAAGCCAAGAUGAUUAUGAAAAAUCGCUGCAUUGAUUCUGGAAAAGUAGAGAGUAAGAAUAAUAACGUGAACAUGGUGGCGAGUGGAUUCUACAUCCCAAAAUCAAACCCAGAGAAGCCAUUAGGAGAGGAUGCGCACUUUAUAUGUGAGGAAGAAUCAACGAUGGGCGUGGCCGACGGCGUUGGCGGUUGGGCCAAACACGGUAUAGACGCCGGCGAGUACGCCCGGGAGCUCAUGUUAAACGUGGAAAACGCCGUGAAAAACGAACCGGAAGGCUAUGUUAACCUAAAAAGAGUUCUGGACGAGGCUUACUUGCAAACCAAGGCAAAGGGUUCCUCAACCGCGUCGAUCGUCACCGUAGAUAAUGAUCAAGUUUUUCAUGGAAUCAAUGUGGGUGAUAGUGGGUUUAUGAUAUUCAGAAACAAUAAACUAUUGUAUCGGUCGAUGAUUCAACAACAUUGUUUCAAUAGGCCCUAUCAAUUGGGGAAUGCUAAGAGGAGUGACACUCCAAAAUCGGCUCAAGAAUAUAGGCUUAAGGUUCAGGAUGGGGACAUAGUGAUUCUUGGGAGUGAUGGGCUUUGGGAUAAUGUGUUUGUUAGUGAGAUUGAAAAGACUUUGAUGCUUAGGAACAUAGAUGGGAAAGGGGAUGUGCAUGAUUUGGCAAGUUUCAUUGGCCAACUUGCUUUCUCAUUUUCCAUGGAUGGGAAGACUUUUUGUCCGUUCACAGAAACAGCAAAGAAUGCAGGACAAGAACGUGUUGGUGGAAAGGUUGAUGAUAUUACAGUCCUUGUAGGUCGUAUUGUUGUUCAGUGAGGUCAAAUUUUUGUAUCAACUUCUUUAGUCUAUUAAUUGUAAAUAAUUUUCAUAUUUUUUUCUGUGGCUUCCUUCUUUCCUUUUUUUUUAUUUUCGUUUUUUAUAAAAGAAUAAAUAAAUUUCUAAUCUUUUUAAUAGAAAGACAAAUACGUUAUUGAUUAACUAAAAAUAAGAAGAC
Messenger RNA from Arachis ipaensis, 1267 nucleotides. The record is from RefSeq and is a predicted model, not a curated record. NCBI's taxonomy places the organism in Eukaryota, Viridiplantae, Streptophyta, Magnoliopsida, Fabales, Fabaceae.